AUGGCUCUAAAAGACUUUCAACCGGGUCCGUGGCAACACGUUCCUCACAGUGUCCACGAUAUCGAGACCAAAGUAGACCAAGAUCUCAGGAUUGAUGACCAGGACCCCAAAAACACAUACUCCAAGCCAACACCAGCUGGCAUCCAGCGACCUUCAAACCUGGAUCUUGUGGCGGAGGACCGACCCACGAUAUCAACAUCCAAUCCUUCACUGCCCAUACUGCGCUCCACGCCCUCAACGUCCUCCAUAUCAUCAACUACAUCCACCAGCUCAACUACUACCACGCAGACAUUCGUGUCCACUCUAUCUUUCAGCACUAUCACAGGACCGCAUCUAAGGGAUGAACACGAGGCGGAUGACCAACUUGAUCUUGACUCUCUGGAGGUAGCCAUCCUGACACCCACAGAGAACCGUACUAUUCCAUUUUUCGACCAAGAACAAACCGAACAAGACGAAACAGCAGAGAGCGACCGAAGGCUUCAGGAACAAGAAGAUGCCCAGCCUCAGACAUCGGUGACCGCUGCGUCAGGAAGAUACACAAAGACGCCCAGCCAAUAUAGCACUGGAGCUGUCACUGUCAAACGACUACACUCUGCUGAACCAUCCAGAACCGCAGUCAGCAGUUUGACCUCACCGCCCAGUUCAUCGCCAUCAUCCAUCGUGCACUCCAUGGCUCCACACGAACAAGAGGAGGCGGUACAGGAAAUGUUGUUUGCAUCGCCAGAAUACAGGAAGAGUAUUGCGCUGAGCGAGCAUAGUGAACUGAUGCUGGACCCUUCAAGUCCAUCUGGCAGAAUAUCGUCGCUUUGCAUAUCAGACACCGCCCCGCAGUACACGAACCUGCUUCGAGAUGCUGCAAUGAUCAUCGAACAGCGGCAUCCGGACUGCAGUGAGACUCAAGACCACAAUGAUGCCAUCAGCAUCGACGCUGAACACGCUAAUGUCCGUCUCGACAACAACUCCAUAUCUCCUGAGGAAUUGGCGCACGAUGUAAAGUUAAGAGAGAGCAUGCGGACACCAGAGAAAGAGUCAUCCUCUACGACGGGAACGCCUUCUUCGAGCACCAGGAGCACUAUAACAAAAUCUCGGUCGAGACGGUUUUCUGCUCCUGGACAUCAUGGCUCGAGUCAUGUGUCACUCUCUUCAUUAACAAGGUCCUCAGAGGCAUCGUCUUCGUCGCAGGCGGCAGGAACCGAGAUACUGGACGUGGAAACAUUAGUUACAUCGGACACCAGUGUAAGAGGCCCACAGGCCAUUCAAUUAUCGGAAAUCGAGAUCGAACACGCAGAGCCGAAAUUCUUUUUGCCUGGAGUACGUCCUGGUAUGAACACCGUGGGCCUCGAGGGAACCGCGUCGAGACAUGCGGCUCCUCUUUUGCAGCACCACGCGACAAUACAACCCUAUCUUCCCAUGUUGAACGACAGUCUCAAAGCAGGACCCUCUGCUCCCUCGACUUCGGCGGCUCUGCAUCUCUCACACCUUCACCAUGAUUAUCGACCAGGUGUUGUUUUCGAGUAUUACGAGGGCGAGUGGGACUGGCUACCGAAUUUCGAUGAGAUGCGACCGGAUAACGCAGGAAUCGUCGGCAACUUUAUGAUCGAUGAUACAACGGAGCAGGAACUGUUCAGACCGCGAUAUAGUCACCAAGUGCGUCGAAAGUAUAAGGAAUCAGGGAACUUUGCGGUUCGGUUUACGACUCAUAUCGAUAUCACUCAGGAUGGGGUUUAUUCUUUCUGGCUGUCUUCGAACGAUGGCUCAGUCCUUUAUGUCGCCAACACACUAGUGGUUGAAAACGAUGGAAUGCACUACACAACCGAGGCUGAGGGGCGAAUUUCGUUGCAUGUGGGAAGGCACCCGAUAACGGUCGAGUUCUUUCACAGGAACGGCAAGAUGCUAGAAGGAUUUCGAUCGACGGGUCCGUCGUUGGUCGUGAGCUACAGAGCCCCGGGACCGCUUUGGUCGUUCGGACUGAAGGCAGGACCCAAGAAGAUUAUCAAAUCGGCUAAUCUGUUUUACGACCAUGGAGAUAUACGACUCAGGAACCUACUGCGAGAUUAUGGAGUGGACGACUAUUCUUCAAUGGAUAACAUCAAUACUAUUUCGCCAACCGGUUUGCGGCCCAACGAGUGGGGCGCGGACGGAAGAGACCUGUGGGGCCAAGGCGCAGGUGGUAACCAGCAGCGCGAUCGACCGAGCAGGUACAGGAUGAUGAGUGGAGAUAUGGGACCGAUGCAGCCCUCAAACCGCGAACUGCACGUCCAAAUGGAGAAUGCAAAGACCACGAUCAAGGAUCUUGAACAGAUUAUUCAAGACCAAGCCGAGUCGCACAAGAAGAAAAUGGCAGAGCUGUAUAGCAUUUUGCAGGACACGCAGGCACAGGUUGAUCGGUUGCUCACCGGUCUGAAGAAGGCAGCGCUCUUUGAGGCGCCCAGGAAAACGGUUCCCCAGAAUCAAACGAGCCAUCAAUCAUGGAGAAAUACAGUUAUGUCGGUGUAUGUCGAUGCAGAGGAGGACUAUCCACAACCGGGGCCAGACCAGCCAGGAACUGGCGAGGAUGACUCUGUCCUUGAGACUGAUGGCGAUGACAUUCUUGCGAAGCAUCUUGCGGAUGUUGAGAAGUUGAAAGAGCUUUACUUUUUCUCAAUGGCACUCUCCGUCAAGAUGAACAGCGAAAUGAUGGGCAAGAAGACGCCCGAAUACACCUCUACGAGCGUGCAGAAGCUAUACGAGGACUGCACAGGGACCUCCAAGGUUCCGGUGGAGGGUUGGCCGGGAUAUGUGAGCCGGCACUUUGCAAGACGACCGACCACCUAA
Molecule: messenger RNA, 2814 nt
Organism: Gamsiella multidivaricata
Lineage: Eukaryota; Fungi; Mortierellomycota; Mortierellomycetes; Mortierellales; Mortierellaceae
Exons: 5
Coding region: 1-2814 (937 amino acids)
Source: RefSeq, a predicted model, not a curated record